This is a messenger RNA of Notechis scutatus (mainland tiger snake), 1180 nucleotides long. RefSeq lists its product as uncharacterized. The record is from RefSeq and is a predicted model, not a curated record. Gene Ontology annotation, molecular function: ubiquitin protein ligase activity. Gene Ontology annotation, biological process: protein ubiquitination. Lineage: Eukaryota; Metazoa; Chordata; Lepidosauria; Squamata; Elapidae.
GCGGCGGCGGAGGAAGAAGCAUGGCGGAGGCUGCGGGUGCAAGCGAAGCGAUGUCUGAGCUGGAGUGCGGCAUCUGCUGCAUGCCCUACGACUGCUGCGAGCGAGCGCCCCGUCAGCUGGGCAGCACGCGGGGCUCCUGGAAGCCCUCGUGCUGCCGCCAUGUGAUCUGCACCGCCUGCAUCUGCCGGCUGGCCCGCGAGAGCUGGUGGGAGCAGGUCAUGUGCCCCUACUGUCGGACCAUCACUUCCCUCCGCGCGGGCAGCAAGACGGUGACGGCCGGCCUGAGGCGCUACACCGGCGGCUGGAGGCGGCGGCUGAUCAUGCCGCCCAUCGUCAGCGAACUCUGGCAGCAGGUCAUGCUCCAGAAGCGAGAACAGGACCAUCCCGCCUGUCUGGAGAGCUUUACCGAGGACGACGACGACGACGACGACGACGAGGAGGAGGAGGAGGAGGAGGAGGAGGAGGAAGAAGAGGAAGAGAAUGAGAAUGGCGAGGUCAUACAAUGGCGCCCCUGGCGGACGCUAAAAAAACUCCUAAAGGGAGGAGGAGGCCAAGCGCAUGCGCGCGGUGGGAGAGGGCGGGUACGUGGUGGUUCCGGCUCCACGUGGCGGAGACAGCAACCAAUCAACUGUUCGGGAAUGAAGGACUUGGCCCUCGUGACUUGCUAUGUCGUCUGAAAAGCCAUGGUCACUGUGCACGGACAAAAAGUAUUUUUGUGGUCAAUUUGUAUCAAGGGGACUGGCUAUCUGGAGAAGGUAGCUGCGUCCUCCCAGGAUGUUGUCUUUUUGGGUUACUAGGGGGCCAAUGUUGACAGUGGCCCAAGAAUGGACAGAAAUUAUUUCACCACUUCUCACUGUGAAAUACAAGUGACUGCAGGAGUUCCAGCAGAGGAAAUUAUUCUGUAACACGAAGAACAUUUAAAACAUUGUGAAGACUUAAUUUAUAUUAAUAGUUGCCUCCAGAAGCAGAAUGGACUUUUUUUUUCCAGGAAUCUUAUUUCUCUGGUUGGAUUGGAACUUUCUUUGCAUCAUAGACCUGAAAUGGGGAAAAAAAAACAUCAAACCUGACUUUUAGGAAUAUCUCUGGUCUGUAGGAGGAGGAAACUUGACCUCUUGAUCUUGUUUGGUUUCUUAGACGAGGAACUGAAAUAAAAUAUGUCCAAAGUUUCAACAGCUCCCGA